Hemicordylus capensis (graceful crag lizard) is the source of this 761-nucleotide messenger RNA. Its product is annotated as synaptotagmin-like protein 2. The record is from RefSeq and is a predicted model, not a curated record. NCBI's taxonomy places the organism in Eukaryota, Metazoa, Chordata, Lepidosauria, Squamata, Cordylidae. Gene Ontology annotation, molecular function: neurexin family protein binding. Bases 1 to 459 code for a protein of 152 amino acids. The transcript is spliced from 3 exons. Gene Ontology annotation, cellular component: plasma membrane; exocytic vesicle. Gene Ontology annotation, biological process: exocytosis.
AUGGCAGGUCGAAAGACCCCUCCGUCUGGGGAGGUCCAUAUCUGGGUCAAGGACACCAAAGAUCUGCCCCAGUUACGUCCCUCCGGAGUGGGCUCCUUUGUGAAAUGCUACGUUCUUCCAGACACCAGUAAAAAGAGCUACCAGAAGACCCUCAUUGUACAGAGGGACUCCAACCCAGUGUUUAACCACACCAUCGUGUACGACGGCUUUCAUACAGAAGAUCUGAAGGAUGCCUGUGUCGAGCUGACCGUCUGGGAUCAUGAGAAACUGACCAAUCACUUUCUGGGAGGGAUCCAGCUGGGACUUGGGACAGGCUCCAGCUAUGGGAUUGCCGUUGACUGGAUGGACUCCACACAAGAGGAGGUCGCAUUUUGGCAGGAAAUGAUGACCACGGCGAAUGAAUGGAUUGAAGCGUCCCUGCCUUUGCGCUCUCUGGCUGGAAAAAGGAAGCUGAAAUGAACAGCUGGCAGCAGCCCACAGAGGAACGGAGAACCGUUUACACAGAGAAGAGGGCCAAUGCAAAGCUGGCUGACCUCAGGAUUGCCUGUGCAAUGCACUUCGAAAGGACAAGGUAUUAUUACUCAUCCCAAGAGAGGACUGAGCGGAUUUUACAUCCCAGCUAGCUGAAAGACCUGCUGCUCGUCACCUCUCCAUCAUCUAGACCUUAGAUUUUAUUCGACUUUGGGUUUGUACCCAGAGAGCAGGGAAGAAAUGGUGUAAAUAUGUUUAUAGUUUAUUUUAUUACAGUGUCCAUGAUGCUG